This is a messenger RNA of Meriones unguiculatus (Mongolian gerbil), 4345 nucleotides long. Its product is annotated as zinc finger protein 208-like. Gene Ontology annotation, molecular function: DNA-binding transcription factor activity, RNA polymerase II-specific; RNA polymerase II cis-regulatory region sequence-specific DNA binding. The transcript is spliced from 10 exons. The record is from RefSeq and is a predicted model, not a curated record. Lineage: Eukaryota; Metazoa; Chordata; Mammalia; Rodentia; Muridae. Gene Ontology annotation, biological process: regulation of transcription by RNA polymerase II. Bases 556 to 3804 code for a protein of 1082 amino acids.
AUUGGACUUUUAUUUUUGUUCAAUAAUUCAUACGCAAUUGUGCCCCUGACCCACUUCCCACAGUGUAUGGAUUUCAAUACUCACACAGAAACUGUUUUCGAGCGGUGGAGUCUGAUCCAUGCACGACACACACAGAAUGUCACUACGGAGGAAAAAGCAUUAUUUAUUUAUUUGUGGUACUGCGUAUUAAGACAAAGUCUACAUCACAGUCAGGUGCUUUAACCUAGGCUAAAUACCAGAGUAAAGACAACCAUGAAAACGACACAAAUCCAAGACCGGGAAAACAAAACCACCAACCGAAGAAGAGAAGAGAAACAGACCAAAACAAAACGACAAAACGAAACAAAACAAAACGAAACAAAACAAAACAAAAAAACCACAGUACGUAUUUCCGGUAGUAACUUCGCACAGACUACUGGGAUACGUGGUUCAGGAGACUGUGACGUCUUAAGGAGCCGUCCAGGAAAGCCCAAAAAAGCUUCCGUUUCUGUACAAGUGCGUGUGCCUUAAAGUUGGGUGAGCUGUGCUGCUGUACUUUCCCGUCGCGUCUCUGACAUGGAGGAAAUGCUGUCCUUCUGGGAUGUGGCCAUUGAUUUCUCCCCAGAAGAGAAAGAAUGCCUGGAGCCUGCUCAGUGGAAUUUGUACAGGGAUGUGAUGUUGGAGAAUUACAGCAACCUUGUGUUCCUGGGUCUUGCUGGCUCUAAGCCACAUCUGGUGACAUUUCUGGAGCAAAGUCAAGGGCUGACGGGUGUGAAGAGACAAAGAGCAGCCCCUGUGCAUUCAGGAAUAACACUCAUUGAUCAUAAUUAUCACAUGACGGCCAUUGAUUAUAAAUCACUCCUUGUUCAGCGCAAAGGAAUUAAUGCAGGGAAGAAACCCUACAAGUGUGAAGAAUGUGGAAAGCACCUCAGUUCUCGUAGAACACUUUCCAUACACCAGAAACUUCAUACUGGAGAAAAACCCUAUGAAUGUAAAGAAUGUCACAAGGCCUUUAGCACUCGCUCAUCACUUUGUACACAUGCAAAAAAUCAUACUGAUGAAAAAACCUACAGGUGUAAACAAUGUGGUAGAUCAUUUUAUUAUCUUUCAGUGCUGAAGAAACAUAAAAGAAUUCAUUCUGGAGAGAAACCCUACAAGUGUGAAGAAUGUGGCAAACACCUCAGUUCUCGUAGGACACUUUCUAUACACCAGAGACUUCAUACUGGAGAAAAACCCUAUGAAUGUAAAGAAUGUCACAAGGCCUUUAGCACUAGCUCAUCACUGUUUAUACACGAGAAAAAUCAUACUGAUGAAAAGACCUACAAGUGUGAAGAAUGUGGCAGAAUGUUUUACUAUCCUUCAAUGCUGAAGCAACAUCUAAGAAGUCAUUCUGGAGAAAAACCCCACAAGUAUGAAGAAUGUGGAGAAUCCUUUUGUGAUCCCUCAUUCCUUAAGCAACAUCAAAGAAUUCACUGUGCAGAAAAUCCCUACAACAAUGAAGAAUGUGGAAAAACAUUAUCCUGUUCUCCACACCUGCAGGAACAUCAAAUUCAUACAGUAAGGAAACCACACAAGUGUGAAGAAUGUCAUAAAGCCUUUCGUUUUUACUCUGGCCUUAGAGCACACAAGGUAGUUCAUACUGGAGAGAAACCCUACCAGUGUAAAGAAUGUCAUAAAGCCUUUCGUUAUUACUCAGCUCUUAAAAAGCAUAAGACCGUUCAUACUGGAGAGAAGCCCUACAAGUGUGAAGAGUGUGCCAUGGGCUUUUGUUUACCAUCGUGGCUUAGGAGACAUCAAAAGAUUCACUCUGAAGACAAUUCCUACAAGUGUGAAAAAUGUUACAGAAGGUUUUCCUGUUCUGCAAGCCUUCAGGAACAUCAAACAAUUCAUACUGAAGAGAAACCCCACGGUUGUGACAAAUGUCGCAAAACCUUUCGUUAUCACUCGUCUCUUAAGAGACAUAAGAUAGUUCAUAGUAGAGAGAAAUUCUACAAGUGUGAAGAGUGUGGCAAGUCUUUCUGCUCAUCUAAAUACCUUAGAAGACAUGAAAAAAUUCACUCUAGAGUCAAGCCACACAAGUGUGGGAAAUGUGGCAAAGCCUUUGUUAAGGGUUGUAGCCUUAGUCGACACAUGACAGUCCAUACUGGAGAAAAAUCAGUGAUUACAGCACAGAACUCAGGCUGUCAUAAAGUCUACAGAGGGCCAGCAUCUUACUGGGAAGUCAUCAGGGGGGAGCAAGAGAAGAUUCCAAGAUGGGCUCAGAUGCUGAGCACUAAGGAGCCCUGCAUCAGUGUAACUUUAGAGAAGGGGCAGGGAUGGUACCAAGAGAUGAGCUGCAGUCAGACCCACCUUGUAUCUUACACUUGGCUUUGCGGAUCACAGAAGGCAGAAAAAAUUGAACAAGACAUAUCAGACCUUUGCAGAGUAAAUUCCAACAACGGACAAAUGAGUUGGGUGAGCUGUGCUGCUGUACUUUCCCGUCGCGUCUCUGACAUGGAGGAAAUGCUGUCCUUCUGGGAUGUAGCCAUUGAUUUCUCCCCAGAAGAGAAAGAAUGCCUGGAGCCUGCUCAGUGGAAUUUGUACAGGGAUGUGAUGUUGGAGAAUUACAGCAACCUUGUGUUCCUGGGUCUUGCUGGCUCUAAGCCACAUCUGGUGACAUUUCUGGAGCAAAGACAAGGGCCGGCGGGUGUGAAGAGACAAAGAACAGCCCCUGUGCAUUCAGGAAUAACACUUAUUGAUCAUAAUUAUCACAUCAAGGCCAUUGAUUAUAAUUUCCUCCUUGUUCAACGCCAAAGAAUUCAUACAGGGAAGAAACCCUACAAGUGUGAAGAAUGUGGCAAACACCUCAGUUCUCGUAGGACACUUUCUAUACACCAGAGACUUCAUACUGGAGAAAAACCCUAUGAAUGUAAAGAAUGUCACAAGGCCUUUAGCACUAGCUCAUCACUGUUUAUACACGAGAAAAAUCAUACUGAUGAAAAGACCUACAAGUGUGAAGAAUGUGGCAGAAUGUUUUACUAUCCUUCAAUGCUGAAGCAACAUCUAAGAAGUCAUUCUGGAGAAAAACCCCACAAAUGUGAAGAAUGUGGAGAAUCCUUUUGUGAUCCCUCAUUCCUUAAGCAACAUCAAAGAAUUCACUGUGCAGAAAAUCCCUACAACAGUGAAGAAUGUGGAAAAACAUUAUCCUGUUCUCCACACCUGCAGGAACAUCAAAUUCAUACAGUAAGGAAACCACACAAGUGUGAAGAAUGUCAUAAAGCCUUUCGUUUUUACUCUGGCCUUAGAGCACACAAGGUAGUUCAUACUGGAGAGAAACCCUACCAGUGUAAAGAAUGUCAUAAAGCCUUUCGUUAUUACUCAGCCCUUAAAAUACACAAGACAGUUCAUUCUGGAGAGAAGCCCUACAAGUGUGAAGAGUGUGCCAUGGGCUUUUGUUUACCAUCGUGGCUUAGGAGACAUCAAAAGAUUCACUCUGAAGACAAUUCCUACAAGUGUGAAAAAUGUUACAGAAGGUUUUCCUGUUCUGCAAGCCUUCAGGAACAUCAAACAAUUCAUACUGGAGAGAAACCCCACGGUUGUGACAAAUGUCGCAAAACCUUUCGUUAUCACUCGUCUCUUAAGAGACAUAAGAUAGUUCAUAGCAGAGAGAAAUUCUACAAGUGUGAAGAGUGUGGCAAGUGUUUCUGCUCAUCUAAAUACCUUAGAAGACAUGAAAAAAUUCACUCUAGAGUCAAGCCACACAAGUGUGGGAAAUGUGGCAAAGCCUUUGUUAAGGGUUGUAGCCUUAGUCGACACAUGACAGUCCAUACUGGAGAAAAAUGCUAAAAGUUUACUCUUGUUUAGCCCUUAAAAGACAUCAGAUGAUUCAUUCUGAAUACAAACUCCAUUAGUGUGUGCUAACAAUUCAAACCUUAUCCAACUCAUAUGAAUCCACAGAGUCGACCACUGUGCCCUCACCACCAGUGUGUUCAAUCAGUGUGUUUGAAUCUAGCAUUGACUAAUGGGUUUCUUUUCUCUGGAACUAUAAAUGUUUCCUGAAAUGGUUAUCAUGUUGUAACUUGGUCCUUUGAGCGCCCUGAAUCUGAGAUCUGGGCUGUGGUGUAGGUACUUUUCUUUUCCCUGUUAUGUCACCCAACCCUGUCGUAUCAUUGCCUCUGAGUGUGUAAGAAGCUCCCUAAACUCACAUGUGUCACCAGGUUGACUUUAGUAAAAUGGUCUACACGGUCUCUAACCUGGGUGAGUAUAAAAUGGUCUACAUGGUCUCUAACCUGGGUGAGAGGGCAUUAGUGUUUGUCUCACUAGGAAAAGCUAGCAAAACAUUGUCAGUCAUCCUUGGUUUAGAAUAAAGAAUCUCUUACUCUCUUUA